AUGCUCUACUUAAUAAUCCACCUUAUUUAAGCAAGAUUAGCUUAUAGCUCUAAACAAAUGAUAAAGCACCAAUAUUAAUGGGAAGAGGUGCAUUUGAAGCUAGGAACUCUGGAAGAUUCCAAGAUAAUUCUUUAGAAUAGAUUCACAGCUGAAGAGUUAUUACCUAAACUCGAGAAUACUAGGCAAGCUUUUGUAAGAGGAGGAGUAUUUAGCCCAUAAGCUCUAAAUCGAGACCGUGAUAAGAUACUUUCUACUUUUGAUACAAGAAGAUAGAGUAAUAACUCUCAAAAAGUUGUAGAUGAUUUUUUGAAUCCAAAGUUUUAUUAAGUGCCAAAGGAAAUAACUAAAAAGUACGGACUUAAGUUUCAUGAGAGAUUUAAUCUUUUCAAGGAUAAAGACUAUGAGGAAUUGAUAACAACUGAAAGAUUGAGAAACUAAAAGUAAAAAUAUAGAGAAGGGGAUAUGGUCUAAAUUAGUCCUAAACCCAAGAAGCCUGUAAAGCCAAAGGAUUAUUUAGAAAUAUCAAUUCACGGGGGAUAGAUUGAUGAGAGGCUUAAGUUUUCAAGAUAUUAAUCAAGUGAAGACUCUGAUGCAGUGCAGGAUUUCGUAGAUAGAUUAGAUGUCCAUGAAAGCCCAAAAGAAGAGGAGAUCUUUUUGAAUAUGGUUGAAAGAUAUAGACCAAAAAAUUACAGAAAUCCAUCACCAAACUCAUAAGAGUCAUCACAUGACUCCAAUUUGUUUAAAGGGGAAUAUGCUAUUGAAAAUGAAGACGUAGAAUUAGAUGAGCAAGAUAUAUUAGAAACAGAAAAACCUAUUUCCAAUGAUUAAAAUAGUAAUGAUCAGAGUCCAUUAAGGGAGAAAAAUAAUUAAGUACCUUUCAAGUCUUUAGUUAUCAGAUAGAAAAGAGAAAAGAUUAUGAAGUUUUUAAUGAGAUAGGAUAGUUUCUCUAAAGAGUUAUAGUAAAUAGAAGAUUUCAAACUCAAAUCUCUUCUCAAAGGUGGCAAAAAGGUUAAUGUUAUUGAAGAGCGUGAACAAUAGGAAAAAUAUAUCAAGAAGAGGAUAAAGGAAAUGGAGCAAAAAUGCUAUCAAGACCUUGUUGAAAAAUAUUCCCUAAUUAAGGACAUGUCUUAGAAAAAGAGAUUUAAGGAGGAUUUACUUGGAAGGCAGUUCAAUUUCUAAUUAAGUUUUCUCUCGCUUGAUCCAGAGGCAAAGAAAAGAAUUAGAGAAGCUUUUGUCAAAAAGAAAAAGAUGUUCACUUUAUGA
Messenger RNA from Stylonychia lemnae, 1263 nucleotides. Lineage: Eukaryota; Ciliophora; Spirotrichea; Sporadotrichida; Oxytrichidae. The record is from the annotation of a GenBank genome assembly.